Nematolebias whitei (Rio pearlfish) is the source of this 1159-nucleotide messenger RNA. RefSeq names its product aspartate beta-hydroxylase domain containing 1 (gene asphd1). Bases 1 to 1083 code for a protein of 360 amino acids. NCBI's taxonomy places the organism in Eukaryota, Metazoa, Chordata, Actinopteri, Cyprinodontiformes, Rivulidae. The transcript is spliced from 5 exons. The record is from RefSeq and is a predicted model, not a curated record.
AUGCACUGGUCGAUGAACACACUGCCUUUGCCCCAGUGUGUGGAGCUAGGUGUCCACUCACUAAGCGGCCUUCUAUGGACUCUGCUGCUCCUGUUUUUGUGGCACUGUUAUCGGAUCGGCUCCGAUCUGCCAAUCCCAGGACACACGCACGCUGUGAAACUGAAGUCCAGCUCGCGGCGCUCCAUGAUGCCCCGCAGCGGCAGCUGCUUUGGAACAAAGUGCAAUGCACGACCCAAACUGUCCAGGAGUGAUCCCUUUAUUUCCAUGGAAAUGGUGAAGGAUGGAGAGCAGGGACAGGCCUACCUCACCCCAGUGCUGAGUCAUGCCUUGUUCCCAGCUCAGGCAUCUGCAGAAGCCAAGAAGCUGUACGCAGCGCUGCAAAAGUACGCCAAACGUUACAGUUGGGUGGGGAUGGGCCGCAUUCAUAAGGCCCUUCGUGAGCAGGUCAGACUGAACGAUCUCUUUACUAUUCAGAAGCCCCAUCUUCUCUUCCUGCCUGAUGUCCCAAGUGUUCCUUUUUUCCCACGUGAUGCUCACCGACAUGAUAUUGAGGUCAUGGAAGCUAACUACUCCACAAUCUUGACUGAAUUUCAGUCUGUUUACCAGCGAGGCAUCGACUCAAAAUCAGGCUGGACCUGUCUGGGACCAAAGGGCCAAGCAGUUUUUCCCCUGUACAGCGCCGGCCUCUGCGUGCCUGGAAACUGUCGCUCCUGUCCCUGCACCUACCGCACCCUUCUUACUUUACGAACGUUCAUCAACAGCAACUCACUGGGGUCGGCAGGAUUUUGGCUGCUGGGGCCCGGAGCUACACUGGGGAGCUCGUACGGACCCACCAACACACGCCUACGUUGUCAUCUUGGUCUGCAGAUCCCUCCUUUGUGUGAGCUGGUGGUGGGGGGUGAGCCUCAGUGCUGGUCGGAGGGACACUGCCUCCUUGUUGACGAUUCAUUCCUUCACACCAUCGCCCACAAAGGUUCUUCUGAAUCUGGACCCCGAGUCAUUCUGAGUGUGGACCUCUGGCAUCCGAAUGUGGCCAUGGCAGAAAGACAAGCCUUGGACUUCAUGUUCAGCCCUGACCUCUGAGUUUCCUGCUGCUCCACUUGUUUGUGACAUGCAGGGAUGCCUUAUCUUCGCUCUGCUCAUCCUGGAUCACACAUCU